CCCCCCCCACCCCCCCCCGCCUGUCCCGGUUUCACAACCGCGGGCACCGGCCCCGCCGAUGUUUUCCUGGCCGGGGCCGGGCGCAUGGCGCGGCCUCUCCUGCUCCUCCUCCUCCUGCUCCUGCUCCUGCUCCUCACCUUCCUCCUCCUCGCCGCCGCCGCUCCCCAGCGGCCCUGCGGCCCCGCGGGGCUCUCGCGGAACACGGUGCUGGGCCGCCCGGGAGCCAACAUCACCUUGACCUGCCAGGACGAGGGACCGGCCAACGUCACCGUCACCUGGCGGCGGGAGGAGCGGGGGCCGGCGGCGCGGGGGGGUCACAGCCAGCAGCUGCCGGACGGCAACGCGCUGCUCCUGCGGCGCCUGCGCCACGAGGACUCGGGGCGAUACGUUUGCUCCGGGGGGGGCCGCCCGCUGCGCUCCCUGCAGCUGCUGGUGGAAGAGCCCCCCGAGCCCCCCCGCGUGUCCUGCUACCGCCGGAGCCACGACAAGGACGUGCUGUGCGAGUGGCCGCUGCGGGCGCAGCCGUCGCCGGGGACGCGGGCGAUGCUGUGGGUGAAGCGCAGGUUCGCGGCCGAGGACGCGGCGGCGCAGCGGUGCCGCUACUUUGCCAGGACGCGCAAGUUCGUCUGCCGGGUGAAGGUGCCGCCCGGCGCCGAGGACACCAAACCGCUCGUGGUGUCCACGUGCGUCACCAACGGCGCCGGCGCCGCGGCCGGCGAGGACAGGAUCAUCACGCUCAGUGGUGUCCUGAAGCCUGACCCCCCCAUCAAUGUGACGGUGACGCCGCUGGAGAUGUCACCGCAGCGGCUGCGCGUCACCUGGUCCUACCCCCGCUCCUGGGACCCCCGGUUCUACUGGCUCCGCUUCCAAAUCCGCUACCGCCCUGAGCCCGCCCAGACCUUCACGGAGGUGGAGCAGGGGACCCGGACGUGGCUGGACAUCCGCGACGCGUGGCGGGGCACGCGGCACCUGGUGCAGGUGCGGGCGCAGGAGGAGUUCGGCCACGGCACCUGGAGCGAGUGGAGCCGGGAGGCAUCGGGCACCCCCUGGACAGACCCAGGGGACGUCACCUCCGAAAUGGGACCCUUCAGCUCGCAGUUCCCCAUGGAGGAUGGAACGUACUGGGUGACGCUGCCCCCUGAGCUCUUCGGGCGAGACGGUGGGGCUGCCGUGGAGGCCAGUGCCAGCGCGGCGCCGCCGUACGCGGUGCUGGCGGCCGGGGGGAGCCUGGGCCUCGGCAUCGCCCUCCUGGUCGCCAUCGUGGUGAGGUACCGGCAGAUGUGGGGACGGGGGGACCCCAAAGCGGAGGGCGAGGGGCAGCACGUGCUGGUGCCCCUGGCCCCCCCCAGUGCCCCCCCGCUCAGUGACACCCCCCUGCUGCCCCCCCCCGCGCCCCCGGCUCUGCACGUCACCAACUUGGACUAUUUCUUCUCCAGGGAGUAACCGGGUUGGGGCUGGACAUGGGUCUGGGGGGGGGUGCUCCCAGUGCUGGGAUGUGGAGUAACCCCUGCACCCCCUUUUUGGAGGUACCAAAAGUCCCCCCCCCCGGAUCUAUCACUCUGAUGGGGGGGGCAGUGCCACCCCCAUGGAAAACCAGCCCGGGGGGGCCCCCGAGAUGCGUCCCGGGGGGGCAGCUCCGGGGCUGCGGCCAAGCGGGGUGAGCGGGGUUGACGGUGCAGCCGUGGGAGCGAGUGGUGGGGGGUCCCCGGGGACGGGCUGGGCCCCCCCAUUGCUGCGGGGCGGGGGGGGCCUGGCUGGACCAGCCCCGUCCCGCCGCCCUGGGCCCCCCUGGGGUUGUUUUUAAAGCACGUGGUGCCGAAACGUGCGUCGGAAAUAAACACUGUGGAUUUGUA
Molecule: messenger RNA, 1853 nt
Organism: Columba livia (rock pigeon)
Lineage: Eukaryota; Metazoa; Chordata; Aves; Columbiformes; Columbidae
Gene: IL6R
Product: interleukin 6 receptor
Exons: 10
Coding region: 85-1443 (452 amino acids)
Biological process (GO): positive regulation of tyrosine phosphorylation of STAT protein; ciliary neurotrophic factor-mediated signaling pathway; interleukin-6-mediated signaling pathway
Cellular component (GO): signaling receptor complex; membrane; external side of plasma membrane
Molecular function (GO): interleukin-6 binding; cytokine receptor activity
Source: RefSeq, a predicted model, not a curated record